Paraphaeosphaeria sporulosa is the source of this 3059-nucleotide messenger RNA. RefSeq names its product Utp14-domain-containing protein. The record is from RefSeq and is a predicted model, not a curated record. Gene Ontology annotation, biological process: rRNA processing. Bases 58 to 2964 code for a protein of 968 amino acids. The transcript has a single exon. Gene Ontology annotation, cellular component: nucleolus; small-subunit processome. Lineage: Eukaryota; Fungi; Ascomycota; Dothideomycetes; Pleosporales; Didymosphaeriaceae.
ACCCACCACAUUUUCGCUGCGAGAAGAGGGCUGCAGAACAGCACACACCACGCGAUCAUGCCUCCCCGAAUUUCUCGAGGCUCGCUCCAGAGCACAAAGCCUGCUAGAGGCAGACCUCAGUCCGGACCCCGAAACUCCGGAAAGGCGCAACGCCGCGCGCAGAAUGCUUUCGCCAUCGCCGGCCACGAUGCUUCAGAUCGCACCAAGAUUCGCAAGAAUCGGCUUGGCGAAGUUGAAGGCGCUACCCACCGAAAACGGCCCCGUGAUGAAGAGGAAGAGGAGGAUGAGGGCGAGGAAGAACAAGAUGGAAAACGGGGGAAGCGCAGACGAGCCGGGGACGACAGCUUCGAUGAGGGUAGCGAUUCCGAGGGCAAUACUUGGACGAUGGGCCACGUAGAAGACGAUGACGAUAGCGACAUUGACAGUGACGAAGCUUUCGGAGAAAGCGACGAGGAGAGGUUCGAAGGGUGGACAUUCCGCGGAAGCUCGAGCAACCAGAAGGGUGGGAAGCCGAAGAAGGUGAAACCCGUGAAAGAAAUGGAGGACGAUGAUGAGGACAUUGAUCUGGAUGAAGGAGAGAGCGCCGAUGGCGAAGACGAAGACGACGACGAUCUGGGAGACGAUGCGAUCGAUCUUGCCACCGCCCUGGAUCAGUACGAGGAGGAGAAGCGAGAGAAGCAGAAGAAGCAGAAGAAACAGAAGAAGGCAUCUGCUUUCGACGACAGUGAUAGUGAUGAGGCCCCCAGUGAGGUCGGUGAUCUCGCCGCAGACGGUGCCUCCGACUUUUCCUCUGACGAUGAUGAUGAUGAAGAGGAAGCCGAUCGAAUAGCGCAGCUGAAAGACCUCAUUUCUUCCAUGGCAGCAGAAGAUGAGCGAAGCGCUCCCACACCCCGGAAAGUGGACAUUCACGAGAACGCUGCCCCAUCGGAGUUCGGCGUCAUGCGGAAGGUUGACCUCGCAGGCUUCAAAUCAAAGAUCACGGAUCCAGAGAGGAGGAAAGCGUUGAAAUUGUUGCAAGAUGACCAGUCUACAAAGCGCAACGAUAUCGCCCGAAAACUUGACGCGCCUCUACCCAAACGACAACAAGAUAAGCUUGACCGAGCUGCUGCUGCUGCCAAGGCCAAGGAGACGUUGGACAGAUGGACGGAUACCGUGAAGCACAAUCGCCGCGCCGAACAUCUGCAUUUCGGUCCGGACCAACCAGAAGCAGGCUCUCGGAUGGGAGAAAAUCGCCUAUUGCCUACUACGACAGCCGCGCCGGCGACCGACCUCGAAAGCACCAUUCAGUCUAUCCUGCAACAAAGUGGGCUUUCGAACGGCAAGGAAGACGAAGACAAGAUCCAGAAAUGGGAAGAACUUCAGACCAACAAGCUUCCUCUAGAAGAAGUGCAGAAACGUCGUGCUCAGCUUCGUCUGGAGAGGGAACUCAUGUUCCGCGAGGAGGUGCGUGCGAAACGCAUCAAGAAGAUCAAGAGCAAGUCUUACCGCCGGGUUCAUCGCAGAGAGCGCGAUCGAUUGAUGGAAAAGGAACGCGAACAACUCAAGGCCGAUGGUAUCGAUAUCUCGGAAGACGAGCGCGAACACAACGACCGUCGAAGAGCGGAGGAACGAAUGGGUGCCAAGCACCGUGAGAGCAAGUGGGCUAAGGGUGUCAAGGCCUCCGGUAAAGGAGCUUGGGACGAUGACGCUCGUGCUGGAGUGACAGAGAUGGCUCGCCGCAAUGAGGAGCUUCGCCGUCGCAUCGAAGGCAAAGAGGUGCGCGAGGAGGGCGAUGAUGCAUCCGACUUUUCAAGUGAAGAUGAUGAAGACCUGGACGACGAGGAUGGGACCGAGGCCGUCAAGCGCCAGCUCGGGCGCUUGAAGCAGAAUCCGUUUUCUUCUGAUCAGUCUAAGCUGGGGUCGAUGGCCUUCAUGCAGAAAGCGGAAGCUGCUCGAAGGGCUCGCAAUGACGAGGAUGUCGAGCGCUUACGGAAGGAACUAGCGGGCGAAGAGAGCAACAGCGACGGAGACGACGACAACGCAGCCAAGGUCGGUCGCCGGAAGUUCGGACCCGGUACUAACAUGGCACCGCCAGCCAUCCAGCCUCGCAGCGAAUUUGAAGAACGUGAAGAACCAGAAAGCGAUGCAGAGAACGGUACAAAGGCUGCAGAUGAAGACUUCGCAGUCAACGGCAAAUCUAGCUCCACCUCCAAGAGCGGGAAUAAUACUGUAAACCCUUACCUCGUGGCAAAGAAGACCAGGAAAGUUGAGGCAGGACCUGACCUAGUACCGAUGGCGUACGAUACCAUUACCACGGCACAGAUCCAGGAGGAGACCCCCAAGAAGUCGAAGAAGAAGUCAAAGUCAAAACAGUCCUCGGACGAGUCGCUCAAGGGCGUGUUCGCCGACAAUCCUAUCAUUAGCAAGCCCGAUGACGAUGGUUUCCGGACUGUAACCUACGAUGAAGACGAUGAAGACGAUGCUGGUUGGGGAGAUGAGAAUACCGAGUUCGAUUCGACCGGUCUACAGCGCAACCAACGACUCACAGCCAGUGCCUUCGCUGGUGACAACGUCGAAGCGGACUUCGCCAGCGAAAAGAAGCAGACCAUCGAUGAAGAAGACGAGCGCAUCGUGGAGAACGUCUUGCCCGGCUGGGGUGCAUGGACAGGCGACGGUCUUACCGCAUUGGAGCAGAAAAACAGAGGCCAAAUUACACGCACUAAGAAGCCAGGCAUUGCGCCAGGCAAGCGGAAAGAUGCGAAGCUGGCCCGUGUCAUCAUCAACGAGAAGCGCGUCAAAGCCAACACCAAGUACAUGUCUGCGCAACUCCCGUUCCCGUUCGAGACGAAGGAGCAAUACGAGAGGAGUCUUAGGUUACCCAAGGGCCCGGAAUGGACGACUAAGAAGACGUUCCAGCAGGCAACGAAGCCGAGGGUCAUGGUCAAACAAGGUGUCAUCAAGCCGAUGCAUAAGCCGCUUAUGUAGGUCUUCACAUCGGAAAGGACAGGCAUUCAGGUGCGUAGCUAGAAUAUAUAGACAUGUACUAUACCCCCGGGACGGACAAAUUGAGUGUGUACGGC